Zingiber officinale is the source of this 1213-nucleotide messenger RNA. Its product is annotated as RNA-directed DNA methylation 4-like. The record is from RefSeq and is a predicted model, not a curated record. Bases 119 to 724 code for a protein of 201 amino acids. The transcript has 3 exons. Lineage: Eukaryota; Viridiplantae; Streptophyta; Magnoliopsida; Zingiberales; Zingiberaceae.
CCUCGAUUCUUUUCUCCCGGCGAUUUUUGUUCUCCGGGCGAUUCUUGUUCUCCGGAGGCGAUUCUCUGGGCGAUUCUUGUUCUCCGGUCGAUUCUUAUUCUCCGGGCGUUAACCUUCGAUGUCUCCUCCGUCGAUCAACGGAAAGCCUCCUCCGCUGAGUUCCAUCACCGGAAAGCAUACUGCUCUGAGUUCGAUGUCUCCUCCGUCCAUCAGAAAGCCUCCUCCUCUAAGUUCCAUCACUGGAAAGUUUCCUCCGCUGAGUUCCAUGCCUCCUCCGCUGAGUUUGAACACAGGAAACCCUCCUCCGCUGAGUUUGAUUACAGGAAACCCUCCUUCGCUGAGUUUGAUGACAAGAAACCCUCCUCCCCAGAGUUUGAUCACAGGAAACCCUCCUCCCCUCAGUUUGAUCACAGGAAACCCUCCUCCGCUGAGUUUGUUCACAGGAAAGCCUCUUCCACUGAGUUCGAUCACUGGAAAGCCGGUGAUCGUAAGGGUUAAGCGGAAGGCCUCCCAAGCAAAACUUGAUUCCUUCUGGUUGGAGAUUAAUGAAAGGCCACAUAAAAAACCAUUCUUGGGUCUUGGAAAUCUCUCCAUAUCUAAUUGCGGCACAGGAAAAGUUCUCAAUGAGCUUGCAAGUGAGAAGAUGUUAGUUCAGCGUCUUGAGACAGUUGGGCACUCCCAGUCUGUCAAAGAUGUGCUGCAUUCUUUUUUGGUUAACACCUAAUCUCUGUUACUCUCUGUACAUGUCAUUUGAUAUGAUAGGUGGUUAUCUUUACCACGUUCCUCUUUCUUCCACUUGUUUAUAUGAACAGUUUAUGAUGCUCCUACUUGCAGUGAGUCAGAUAAUCGGAUAAUUCAUUUUAACUUAUAAUAACUUAUUUCUUUUUUAGAAAUAUGAAUGCUAUUUUGCCUGCUAAAAAAUGAUGUUUUUGAAACAAAAGUAGCUGAUAAAGGCCCAAAUUUUUGAGGCUUUCCUGUGUCAGUUUUAUUCCCACAAUUAUUCUCCCUUUAUUAAAAAAAAAAUUUGAUUUUGUUCACCAGCCAAAUAUUUCCUAGGAUAUUUUUUGUUCCAUCAACAGGAUAUUUACUAUCAUCUUCCCUUUAUCUGUGUGUUAUAGAGGUAUAUGAUAUAACAUAUUCUGCCAUUUGAACAUCUAAUCUGCCAUUGUAAUUCAUUGGUUUAGAUUUCAUCUGUUGAAUCUGUUAGUAAUAU